Bombyx mandarina (wild silkworm) is the source of this 1071-nucleotide messenger RNA. RefSeq names its product nuclear pore and COPII coat complex component secretory 13 (gene Sec13). The record is from RefSeq and is a predicted model, not a curated record. Gene Ontology annotation, cellular component: nuclear pore outer ring; COPII vesicle coat. Gene Ontology annotation, molecular function: protein binding; structural molecule activity. Gene Ontology annotation, biological process: COPII-coated vesicle budding; protein import into nucleus; positive regulation of TOR signaling. Lineage: Eukaryota; Metazoa; Arthropoda; Insecta; Lepidoptera; Bombycidae.
GAUUUGACAGUUGAUUGCCCAUUUUCCGUUGUGUAUUGUGUAGGUUAAUAAAAAUAUAUAAUAAUGAUCACUGUUUUGAAUACUAUUGAUACCGGCCAUGAAGAUAUGAUACACGACGCCGAACUGGAUUAUUACGGACUAAAACUAGCUACAUGUUCUUCGGAUAAUUCAGUGAAAAUAUACGACAUUAAGAAUGGUACACAAACAUUGGCUGCUGAUUUGAAGGGUCAUUUUGGCCCCGUGUGGCAGGUAGCUUGGGCUCAUCCUAAGUAUGGGAACCUAUUAGCGUCAUGCUCUUAUGACAGGAAAGUUAUCAUAUGGAAAGAGUCUGGAGAGUGGACUAAACUAUACGAACACACUGGACACGAAAGCUCUGUGAACUCUGUUGCGUGGGCGCCGGCUGAGUACGGCUUAAUCCUCGCUUGUUGUAGUUCAGAUGGCUCAAUCUCUAUCAUACAAUAUUCACAAGAUACUGGUAAUUGGGACGUAAAAAAGAUAACGGGUGCACAUGCCAUUGGUGUUAAUUCUAUUAGUUGGUGCCCAGCUUUAUCUGCAGAUUUGAACUUAGAUCCGCUUACCAAUAAAGAUGCUCCAAAGAGAUUAGUUACUGGAGGAUGUGAUAAUUUAAUCAAGAUUUGGAGAGAGCAAGGUGAUCAAUGGGUUGAAGAGAACAGAUUAGAGUUGCACAUUGAUUGGGUCAGAGAUGUAGCGUGGGCACCCUCUCUGGGAUUACAACGUUCCAUGAUUGCCAGCUGCUCCCAAGACAAGAGGGUUGUCAUAUGGUCUAGUGAUGAUAAUGUAUCUUGGACCCCAACAAUAUUAAACACAUUUGAUGAUGUAGUAUGGAGUGUUAGCUGGUCACUCACUGGCAACAUCUUGGCUGUAUCAGGAGGAGAUAACAAAGUCAGCCUUUGGCGUGAGAGCACUGACGGCCAGUGGUUAUGUAUUAGUGAAGUUGCCAAAGGUUUGGGCCAAACACCCAAUGAUGAAAGAAGCACACUUUGAAUUUGCUUUUAAUUUCAUUUGUUAAUUUUGUAAUCUGCUAAUAGUAAUAUAAAAUAUGUACAUUAA